Molecule: messenger RNA, 429 nt
Organism: Lichtheimia ornata
Lineage: Eukaryota; Fungi; Mucoromycota; Mucoromycetes; Mucorales; Lichtheimiaceae
Exons: 4
Coding region: 1-429 (142 amino acids)
Biological process (GO): DNA-templated transcription
Cellular component (GO): nucleus; RNA polymerase III complex; RNA polymerase I complex
Molecular function (GO): DNA-directed RNA polymerase activity; DNA binding
Source: RefSeq, a predicted model, not a curated record
AUGUCAGACCACGAGGAGAACGAUUUCGACUACGGCAAUGAUGGAUAUGAGCCUGAGAUGUACGACGAUGUGAUGGAGCAGGAUAUGGUGGAUGAGAACCAGGAGCAGGAGCAACAAGAAGCCAUUGCCAUUCUCGAAGAUGCCAUGCAACAAAACGGUGCUAUCAACGCUGCAGCUGAUGCCACUGAGAGCAAAGAAAAGACCACCACUCCCUAUAUGACAAAAUAUGAGCGAGCACGUGUAUUAGGAACCCGUGCAUUGCAGAUCAGCUUGAACGCACCAGUGAUGGUUGAGCUUGAUGGCGAAUCGGAUCCUCUCGUUAUUGCUAUGAAAGAGCUCAAGGAAAAGAAGAUUCCCCUUAUUGUACGGCGGUUUUUGCCUGAUGAUACAUACGAAGAUUGGCACGUCAAUGAAUUGAUUACAGAGUAG